This is a messenger RNA of Artibeus jamaicensis (Jamaican fruit-eating bat), 3560 nucleotides long. RefSeq names its product methenyltetrahydrofolate synthetase domain containing (gene MTHFSD). NCBI's taxonomy places the organism in Eukaryota, Metazoa, Chordata, Mammalia, Chiroptera, Phyllostomidae. The coding region runs from base 527 to 1639 and encodes 370 amino acids. The transcript has 8 exons. Gene Ontology annotation, molecular function: RNA binding. The record is from RefSeq and is a predicted model, not a curated record. Gene Ontology annotation, cellular component: cytoplasm.
GUGGUGUCCGCUCGCCCCGUACCAUUCAUCUACUCCCGUGAGAUCUGCCCUCCUAUAUAAUUUUCACUUCACAGAACGGGAAACCGAGGUUCCAGCUGCUGGCAGGGGCAGGACCGGACACCACUUGAACUAAAACGCUGCGCACUUAAUCACUGUCCUCCUAAACGCUUUUUGAGGCCUUGGAUGUACCAGGCACUGGGGAGGCUCGCCCCAGAGCGCCUGGGCUUUGGUGAUGGGUUGCAGGGUUGCCUGGCUAAGGUCAUACUAGAGCGGACAGCGUGCCAGGGUCUGUCACUUCAGUCCUUACUGCACGUGCAGCAUGUGAACUGCACAGUAAAGAGUUGCUGUUAGUACAAUGGAAUGAGAGGGAGAAAAAAGACCUUCGGGGAGGAUGCCUGCCAAGUGCCAGGACGGAGCUCAGCUAGAGGUACAAGGAAGAGUAGAAGGAAAACCCAAGCUGACCUGACAGUCCACUACAGAACAAGGUGUUUCCAAACAGGACAUUCGUGAGCAGAUCUGGGACUACAUGGAAUCACAGGAUAUAGCUGACUUUCCUCGACCUGUUCAUCACAGGAUUCCCAACUUCAAGGGCUCUUAUCUGGCUUGCCAAAACAUCAAAGACCUAGAAGUUUUUGCCAGAACGCAGGAAGUCAAAGUGGACCCCGAUAAACCACUGGAAGGUGUGCGGCUGUUGGCUCUGCAGAGCAAAAAAACACUGUUGGUUCCAACUCCACGGCUGAGAACAGGGUUAUUUAAUAGGAUCACACCACCCCCUGGGGCAACUAAAGACAUCCUGCGGAAAUGCGCCACCUCUCAGGGCGUGAGGAACUACAGCGUACCCGUGGGCUUGGACUCCCGGGUCCGUGUGGACUUAGUCGUGGUGGGGUCUGUCGCCGUUUCUGAAAAAGGCUGGAGGAUUGGCAAGGGAGAAGGCUAUGCUGAUCUUGAAUAUGCCCUGAUGGCAUCGAUGGGAGCAGUCAGCUCGGGAACGCCAGUGGUCACGAUCGUCCACGACUGCCAGAUCGUCGACAUACCCGAAGUGCUCCUCGAGGGUCACGACCUCACAGUGGACUAUAUCCUCACUCCAACAAGAGUCAUCACCACAGGGUGCGCGCGCCCCAGACCAGCAGGAGUCCUGUGGUCCAAGAUCAGCUGUGAGAUGAUGGGGAAAAUUCCCAUACUCAGAAGCCUCCGCUCCCGAGAGAAGCAGGCUGGGAAAGACGUCACCCUUCAGGAUGAGCACCAGCAUGCGCUAGAAACCCGCAGCCCACACACAGCUCCCCCAAGCGCUGUCAGAAGACCCUGCAACCCACCGCAGCUGGAGGUGGGGGAGGACGUGCCUUCCAACUCUGUUUACGUUGGGAACCUCCCCGGGGACGCCCGAGCGAGUGAGCUGAAGAGAGCCCUCCGGGAGCGCGACGCGGCCCCACCGCGCCUCACCUGGCAGGGGCCACAGCGCAGGGCCUUCCUCCACUACCGGGACCCAGCUGAGGCCCAGAGGGCUGUCUCCUGUCUGCAGGGCUUACACCUGGGUGCCAGCACCUUGAGAGUGGCGCUGGCCAGGCAGCCGAGGACCCGUGACAUGACCGGUGGCCGUGCUGGAGAGCCACACCCUGUUUCCCGACCAUCUGACCUGUAACACGUGGAACUUCAGAGACCUACAUAGUGGGGUGCAGUGGGGCUCUUGGUGCAUGCGCUGCAUUGACAAAGUUCCGUUCUUUCUGGGAAGUCGUGGCCUUCAGGGCUGAGCUGGUGGUCUCCUGUUGAGAAGGGGAAAUGAGCCAGGGGUACGCUUGCUGCAUUUAGAAGGCGGAAGACUCAGUGUAUUCAGUUCUGGUUUAUCGUCCUUUAGCCUAGUCAACGUUCCAGCCAUGCUGGUUUCUCUGAAGAAGCGACACUUGAGAGUGUUUAGGGGACCAGUUGAGCAAUAGACAAGCGUGAGUAAAUGGGGACAGUGAUUUAAGAGAGUUUGUGUCUGGAUUUGGGGGCAGUAGGGGAUUAGAAGGGGGUGGACAGGGGGUCCUGCUAGGAGAGGUCCUGGCAGGCACCAGAGGCGGGAGCACAGCGGGGCAAACCGGAAACCGUGCUCGUGCCCCAGGCUCCUUGGCCUGGCGCUACCCAAGGGGACAGCUGUGUUCAGUUGGCAGAAGCCCGGCACGUCAGCCUCCUGGGUACAGACCACCUGUCUCCACCCAGUCCUGGCAUCAGGCAUGGAGAGCUUAUCUGACACGGCCCCUUGGUUGGGUGGUCGCACCCCGGCCCCUCCUCACCUGUCGAGCCUUUCUCCUCCCUCCAGGCCUCGCCGUGCACUCUGGGCCAGCUGCCCGGGCACACGGGGGCCUUGGGAGGGAGUCCUGCCAGCCUACACCACAGACAAAGUCCCGCUAGUGCCCCCACACUUCCAUUCGCCCGGUGCCUUACGUCUUCUCCUCCAGUUUCUUGUCCCUGAAAAACAAGCUGGAUUUUGGCUGAACUGUGCUUUCUAAACAGAAGCACUUUUGCAGUUGAUCCUGGGCAGAAAGUCAAAAUAAGCAUUUAAGUAGAUAUUUUAUUUUUCAAACGUGUAUGUAUAGGAAGUUUUAUUUUUCACCAGAGGGUCUCACGGAGUGUAUUUUAAGUAUGUUAUUAAGCCUCAAGAGUCCAGGCCUUGCACAAACUCUCAGGAAAAUCUUCUCAGGGCACUCCAUCCCCCUUGGGAAAAGCAUUUUCUUCCCGAUUGUGCAGUGAAGAUACUGUGGAGACUUCAGAAAGAAAGUCUAUCCUGUGCACCUUAAACAAAUAGAUGUCUCUGCACCAAAGGGGGCUUAUUCGGGAACAACAAAGAAUCACAGUGUGGGGCACAUGGUUUGACGAACCGUGUGAAAGUCUCCAAAACAAAGGAGGGAGCUGUUUUUCACGGGUUUCGGAGGGGCGCUGUAAACAAAGCCGAUUGGAGGGAACGGGAGUUUGAAAGUGUACCGGCUUUUUUCGUUUCUUCCCUUACCUUUUUUUCCCUCACCAAAGGAUAUGUUUUUAUUGAUUUUAGAGAGAAAGCUGGGGAGAGACAGAGAAGCGUAGAUUGGAUGCCUCCUAUACGUGCCCCAACUGGGGACCGAAUCCGCAACCUGGGUGUGUGUCCUGACUGGACCGGGAGGAUGCUCCAACCCGCUGAGCAGCUGGGCCACGGGGUCCCACCGGGGCUGGAGUGACUUUUCAUUGGCUGGGUUAUGUCGGCCUGCCACUGGCUGAGCUGUUACUCUUUUCUUCCUCCUCCUGAGGCAGUAAAGCAGAAUCAAGGCCUGUCAGAGAUGCAGACCAUCUUCCUGUUGGGGUGAUGCCUCGAGGGACCCAUGUCUGAGAGCUCUCCCUUCUAGCCUCUGGACCCCACUUCCAAAGAGGUUCCUGUUCAGCGAUUGUCACUGUCCUUAGGUUUGCUCAGUAAAUGCAGGCCCCGCCCUCUGCCAGCCAGUUUCUGACCACCCAUCCCAGAGCAGCAACCCAAUCAUCUCUCCCCCUCAGUCUGUUUUCCUUUGCUUUAGUUUUUUUUUUCCAUCCAGAAUACACCCUGGGUUUGGCAUGUU